Molecule: messenger RNA, 8458 nt
Organism: Choloepus didactylus (southern two-toed sloth)
Lineage: Eukaryota; Metazoa; Chordata; Mammalia; Pilosa; Megalonychidae
Gene: ARHGAP26
Product: Rho GTPase activating protein 26
Exons: 23
Coding region: 153-2597 (814 amino acids)
Biological process (GO): signal transduction
Cellular component (GO): cytoplasm
Molecular function (GO): protein binding; GTPase activator activity
Source: RefSeq, a predicted model, not a curated record
CGGACACCGCGCGGAAGGCGAGCCAACGCCACACCUGUGGAGCCGGCGGCCGUCAGGGGUGCCGGCCGGGAUCCCUCUGUGUGCGUGCUCGGGGCAGCGAGCCGCCCGGGCCCCGGGGGAGGCGCGCCCCUCGGCUGGGCGCUGAGGACACCAUGGGGCUCCCUGCGCUCGAGUUCAGUGACUGCUGCCUCGACAGCCCGCACUUCCGAGAGACACUCAAGUCGCACGAAGCGGAGCUGGACAAGACCAACAAAUUCAUCAAGGAACUCAUCAAGGACGGGAAGUCACUCAUCAGCGCGCUCAAGAAUUUAUCUUCAGCCAAGCGGAAAUUUGCAGAUUCCUUAAAUGAAUUUAAAUUUCAGUGCAUAGGAGAUGCGGAAACAGAUGAUGAAAUGUGUAUAGCAAGGUCUUUGCAGGAGUUUGCCACUGUCCUCAGGAAUCUUGAAGAUGAACGGAUACGGAUGAUUGAGAAUGCCAGUGAGGUGCUCAUCACUCCCUUAGAGAAGUUUCGAAAGGAGCAGAUUGGGGCUGCCAAGGAAGCCAAAAAGAAGUAUGACAAGGAGACAGAGAAGUAUUGUGGCAUCUUAGAAAAACACUUGAAUUUGUCCUCCAAAAAGAAAGAAUCUCAGCUUCAGGAGGCAGACAGCCAAGUGGACCUGGUCCGGCAGCAUUUCUACGAAGUGUCUCUGGAGUAUGUCUUCAAAGUCCAGGAAGUCCAGGAGAGAAAGAUGUUUGAGUUUGUGGAGCCUCUACUGGCCUUCUUGCAAGGACUCUUCACUUUCUAUCACCACGGUUAUGAAUUGGCCAAGGAUUUCGGUGACUUCAAGAUGCAGUUGACCAUUAGCAUACAGAACACAAGAAAUCGCUUCGAAGGCACCAGGUCAGAAGUGGAAUCACUGAUGAAAAAGAUGAAGGAGAAUCCCCUUGAGCACAAGACUGUCAGUCCCUAUACCAUGGAAGGGUACCUUUAUGUUCAGGAGAAACGUCACUUUGGAACUUCUUGGGUGAAGCACUACUGUACAUAUCAACGGGAUUCCAAACAAAUCACCAUGGUACCGUUUGACCAAAAGUCAGGAGGAAAGGGGGGAGAAGAUGAAUCAGUCACCCUCAAAUCCUGCACGCGACGGAAAACAGACUCUAUUGAGAAGAGGUUUUGCUUUGACGUAGAAGCAGUAGACAGGCCAGGGGUUAUCACCAUGCAGGCAUUGUCGGAAGAGGACCGGAGGCUCUGGAUGGAAGCCAUGGAUGGCCGGGAGCCUGUCUACAACUCGAACAAAGACAGUCAGAGUGAAGGGACUGCACAGUUGGACAGCAUUGGAUUCAGCAUAAUCAGGAAAUGCAUCCACGCUGUGGAAACCAGAGGGAUCAAUGAGCAAGGACUCUAUCGAAUUGUGGGGGUCAACUCCAGAGUGCAGAAGUUGCUGAGUGUCCUGAUGGACCCCAAGACAGCUUCUGAAACAGAAACGGAUAUCUGUGCCGAAUGGGAGAUAAAGACCAUCACAAGUGCUCUGAAGACCUACCUAAGAAUGCUUCCAGGACCACUCAUGAUGUACCAAUUUCAAAGAAGUUUCAUCAAAGCAGCAAAGCUGGAGAACCAGGAGUCUCGGGUCUCUGAAAUCCACAGCCUUGUUCAUCGGCUCCCAGAGAAAAAUCGGCAGAUGUUACAGCUGCUCAUGAACCACUUGGCAAAUGUUGCUAAUAACCACAAGCAGAAUUUGAUGACCGUGGCAAACCUUGGCGUGGUGUUUGGACCCACCCUGCUGCGACCUCAGGAAGAAACAGUAGCAGCCAUCAUGGAUAUCAAAUUCCAGAACAUAGUCAUUGAGAUCCUAAUAGAAAAUCACGAAAAGAUAUUUAACACCGUGCCUGACACGCCUCUCACCAAUGCCCAGCUGCACCUGUCCCGGAAGAAGAGCAGUGACUCCAAGCCCCCGUCCUGCAGCGAGAGGCCCCUGACGCUCUUCCAUGCUGUGCAGUCAACAGAGAAACAGGAUCAAAGGAACAGCAUCAUCAAUUCCAGUCUAGAAUCUGUUGUCUCGUCAAAUGCAAAUAGCAUCCUUAAUUCCAGUAGCAGUCUACAGCCCAACAUGAAUUCCAGUGACCCAGACCUGGAUGUGCUCAAACCCACCCGGCCCAACUCACUCCCCCCGAAUCCAAGCCCAACUUCACCCCUCUCGCCAUCAUGGCCCAUGUUCUCGGCGCCAUCCAGCCCUAUGCCCACCUCAUCCACGUCCAGCGACUCAUCCCCUGUCAGGUCUGUUGCAGGGUUUGUUUGGUUUUCUGUUGCUGCUGUUCUCUCAUUUGCUUGGUCCUCUCUUCAUGCAGUGUUCAGCUUCCUCGUCAACUUUGUUCCCUGCCAUCCAACCCUGAACUUGCUUUUUGACAGGCCAGAAGAAGAGGUUCGCGAAGACUCCAGCACACCAUUCCGGAAGGCGAAAGCCUUGUAUGCCUGCAAAGCUGAACAUGACUCAGAACUCUCAUUCACAGCAGGCACUGUCUUCGAUAAUGUUCAUCCGUCUCAGGAGCCUGGCUGGUUGGAGGGGACUCUGAACGGAAAGACUGGCCUCAUCCCUGAGAACUACGUGGAGUUCCUCUAACUGCGGGCCCCAGCAGAACUGCUGAGCUUUACAUGGUAUCCAUGACAACUGCUGAUUCCAGUGUUGUAGACCAUUUCUCUUUGCCACUGAGAAAUGCAGGGGACAGACUCUGUUGAUACGUGUCAACAUGAAUGUUUCUGCAAACUCUGGUGUAACAAUCCCCAUGAUCAUCUCAGCUGAUGCGCAGCGAUACUGCGAGAAACAGAAGUAAAUUGGCAGAGGAAGCCAUUUGAUUUUGAUAACCGAGAGAAAGGCUUGCAAAGCUGUUUUCUCAUGAGCACCCUAAAUAGGGAGCACUCAUUUUGUUUCAACAGUUAUCUUAACCCCAACCUUCUGAAAGAGGAAGUAAGGUAGUAGUAGUCCCUGAGAACACACAGCAUGGCCAAGUCUGACAGGUGGGCAAAGAAGUUGACUGGGUUUCAGGCUGGAUCCAUUGUUUUUGUUUACAGUAGACACUCUCUCUACUCCACCUCUAAAUACUUGAGGCCCACAUUGCUCAGGCAGCUGGGUCUGUUUGUUUGCAUGCAGGAGGUAGAAGGGUCACGGCACUGUUUACAUAAGAUCCAAUCUCUCACCAUCUCUGAAGCAGCCGUUGGCCCAUCAGCAGCAGAAUUCAGCCCAGUCCUCUCAUGCAAGGGAACACGCACACCCCACAGUCCCCCCCCCUCCCCUGCCCCAAGCAAAGAACUUCUCUGCCACUGAGGGUUGCCAUCACUAGUAACCAUGGCAACCCAACCUACUCGAAAACCAAACCAAAAAAUAACGCUCUCUUUACAUGACGUGUUUUGUUUUGUUUUUUUUCUCCCCCUUUUUGGUAGUUUUUUGAGUGGAUUUCCAACAACUUGUAGCAGAAAAGCAAGAAAUUUAGAGUGGUCUACUUGGGGCAGACAGAAUAGCAGCUGGUAACUGUCCCCUUUCUGAUGAAUUUCAGAAGCGUCAGGAUAGAUUUGAAGCAAACUCUAGUAACCUCUUGAGAUUAAAUUACAUACAGGCUUAAUAUCUGUGUCCCUCCCUGCAACUGGUGUUUGCUUCUAGCAGGACAAGAUGCUGCCUCCCAAUAGAUCCCUGUGUCUCACUGGUUCCUUCUUGUCCUCCCCUUCCUGCCCCUGCCUUGGCCUGCCUCUAGCCCAUCCCUUAUGCUCUCCCUUGCAGUGCUCUGGGGUGCUGUGCCCUGUUGGUCUUCAGGGAUGAGUCUCUGGCUAAUCUUGUGGCUCAUAGUUGAAGGUGACAUAUGUGUUCACUGCCACUCAGAAAAGGGAAAUUGUUUCUCAAGCUAUAGAGGCACAAGACUAAUAUCAUAGGCCAUUGUGAUUCAAGAGGACACCAGAAGGUUGGUCAAGAAGAGGCUGGGUCUUGUGGGCAUUUGUCGAAGACUGCCUUGUGUGGGAAAGUAAGGCUUGGACAUUUCAAAUUCACUUAACCUCCAAAGAACAGAGUCACCAGUCUCUUCUUUGAAUCUCUUGAAUCUCCUUGCAAGAGUGACUCUGAGCAGACUACAAACUGGUGGACUCACAAGCUCUCCAGUAUCCCCUCGGGAUGACAGCAUUGCUCCAGAGAGUGUUUCCUGUUUCUGGAAUUCUUAUUUUGGGAACUUAAAUAAGAAAAGAAAAACUUGAAUUGUGUUAAAUUACUGUAUCUUUUACUUUUUUUUUUCUUUUGGACAGAUAAACUUGUAAAUAGAGUGAUUUGAAAUACUAUAUGGCAAAGUUUUAUAUUUGAUAUUCUUUAAGCUAGUUGCUCCACACAUUUAAGCUUUGAUUGCUAACAGUUGUGUCUAGAGAGGGAGAGAAGAGGCAAAUUUGAAUUCAGUCAAGGCUCUCUACCCUCUGGCCUUGAGGAAGAAGGUAUUUAUACGUGCUCUCCGUUGGCUCUUGUUCAUGGGCAUGACAAAUUGAUGUUGUUCAGUCUUUUUUAUCCAGAUGUUUUUCUGACCAUUUCUGGGGCUUUGGAUUUGGAAUGAGAUGGAAACAGAACCUUCAGGCAGUGAAUUUUUCAAAGAACUCCCACUUAACUAGUAAAGCAAAGCUCAGGAUUUAAAUAGGGAGGGCCAGGGGCUAGAUAUUUUUAGUUUUUCUUCUCAGGUAUAUUUCUUGGUAUCUCCCGGGUAUCAGGACAGAAGGAAAUGGGACAUUUGCUGUGCUCCUUACAUCUUUUCUCCACAUCUUCUAAGGCUUUAUAAAUGAGGCCAAGCUAGUUUGCAAAUUUAGUAUGUGUCUAAAUUCUGAGAAAAACUGGCUUCUUAGGAUCUUUGGUUCUUGAGGAGCUGCUGCUUCCCCUUGCCCUAAACAUUUUUAUGCCCUUCCCUUUCAUCUCCAGGUUCCUUGUAACCCCAAAAUGAAAGAAAGACUCCAAAGAAGGAUGAAGAUUGUGAUGUUAUAGCUUUAUAGAUGACUUGAAAGUUAGUAGGAGUUAACUGCUUUGAUUCACUCAAGGAUGAUAGAAACUCACCCAGGAGCAAGCUAGACACUAGCAUUGAAUCAAGGGACAAGAAUUAAGAAGGGAUAAGAACAAGAUGAGACUCGAGAAAACUGCUUUUGAAAACCCAAGAAAAAGAGAAUAUACUAACAGGCAAAAUCUGUUUCCCAUGGACUUUGAACAGCUUGGGAAAUGGGACCUGACAGGGCAAGUCCACUCAUAUUCCAUUGACUUUCCAAAUAGGAAGAGCCCAGGAUAAUGCUUUUGGCACACUUGGCAUUUUAAAAUUGUCACUUGCCCCAUCAGAACAUUAACUGGAGCAAAUGUGGAGGAUCAGAGAGCCAACCCUGGCUUUGGGAGUUUCCUCGCUGAAGCCUACUAGCUACAGUAUCUACAAGUGUCUACGCCUGGCCCAGCUGGCACUGUUGUUCCUCCUUCCUCAGUUGGUCCUGGUUUGAAACCAGGGGGAAACAGAACUGCUGCCAAUGGGAUUUUUUGGGUAAACCCCUUCCCAGCUUCCCUGAGGCCAUGCUGGGCCCAUGACAGAUGGCUACUCUGAUUCCCUUUCCACAGCCAGGUUUCCCUCCUCCCCGUUAGCUACAGAACUGGAGAAACUGUUGAGAAUAUGAGCCAACAAGUCAGAGGAAUUUAAAGACUGAAAAUAGAUUUUUAAUCUCUCUGCCACUCAUACUCCAAUCCCUAACUCUCUCUGCUUGAAUAAGGAACUUUAAGACAGAUUGGAGAAAUGAACUGGAUAUCAGAGUAGAAGACCAUUGACCAGGAUCCUUGAUCUUCACCAGGAGCCUCAGUUUCCUUUGUAAGUCCCUGGGAUUAGUUAAGCAUAGCCUGAAUCUUAGGGGGGUAUUAAGAUCAGUCUCUCACUUCUCCCUCAGGUACUCCCAGAAUUCUGUAGCUAAAGAAUGCCAUGCCAUGAGAAGAUAACUAGUUUCAAAUCCCUGCCCCCAGGCAAGUAAAUUCCUGACUUGUUCUAAGAUAAAUGAUAUUCUCUCCUGUUUUUAAAUAUUUAUAUAUGGGAAUGAACCCUGAAUAACACAGCCUUCCUUGGUAUCCUAGAAUUGGAGCCAGUUUUUAGCUUUGUAUUUUAGUAUUUCCGCAGCCAUAUGUGUUUUCUUAUGUCAGACCGAACUGUCUUCCGACACAAUUUCAGUUUACCUCCCUUUGCUGAGUGCUUUUGGACAGAGAUAAAGAGAAAGAGAGAAAAUGAGCAAACGAGUUUUGGUAAACUGGCACUAGCAGGAGUGUGCCAUGCCAUGGCAAGGUCGUUUCAGGCAUUUGCCUGGGACUCCAAAGGGGUGUAGCUCAAAGGAAAGGCCUUCUACCAGCUGAGUUUGUGGCCCCUGAAAACACAUUCCUGGUUACUCUAAAAGCUCUCUUGGCCACAGAGGCUCUGGAAAGCAUCCACAAUUGAGGGGCAGGAAGACAGAAAGUAGCUAAUGAUAACCUGGCCUCCCAUUCGUGACUACCUAUUGACACUUGUCAUCCUCUCGCUUCUGCUUCCAAAAGCAAGAUUGGAUCGCUCCAUUUUAUGGACACAGGACUCCCAGGUGCAACAGUUGUCAACACAGCACCCACAAUUUGCCCUGGCAUUGAAUGUGUUAUAAAUAACCAUGUUACCCAAGUAGGUUGCUAGCAUCAAAACAACCAAACAGCCUCUUAGCUACCUGACUUUAAAAGGAAUGUCCUAGAUGCUCCGUACAGGGAGAGUUAUCUGUCAUCUCUGGCUGACUUGACAGUAAUCAAUUACCUGGACAACCCUGCCCCAUGUCCCUUUAUAGUCAGUCAGGUGUUCCCUCACACACCCUGUGCUGAUGUUUUAACAAUUUGUCUCGUCGUACUCAAAUGUGCUUGGCAGCCACACUGUUCUGCUGGGUGCUGAACCACUUCCCUGUAACUGUAACCUCAAAAUGACAACAGCAGCAGCACAGUGAACCUUGCACAGUCCUACAGCAUGACUGAGACAAGACUCCAACUAGUGAUAAUUAGCUUUUUUCCUUUUGCUGCCUUCAGUAUUUUAUCUAAAGAGUUUCCCAAAGCAGAUGGAGAGGCCAUGAUGGAGAGGCCAUGUAGAGAAUCCAGACGUCAUUCAGAGCCAGUCCUUGCUGAAAGGUGGUCCUCUAACGGAAGCACCUGUAUUCUUAGGAGAAAAACUAUCAGACAGAAAAUAAUGCUAGGACAAGAGAGAAAGAGAAAAAUGAACCAUACUGAAGAACUUUGGGUUUUGUUUCUUUGUAUGAUUUUUUGCAUUUUUUUAGAAGGCUAGAUCUAGUUCUUAGUGGAGGGGGGAAAAGAACUAUCACAGAAAAAUUUCACCACUAAUAUUUUUAAAAAAUGAAAACAGCUUUCAAGGUAUAAUGCUAAAGAGAACAAAGGUUUGCUUGGUAUAGUCCUAGACCCAUGUGAAGGUAGCGAUUACCAGUCUGUCAAAACUUUCUUUAGUAUCAGAACCAGAGUACUGAUCAUCAGAAUAUCAGAAUUACUGGGAACAGGCCUGGAGAGGCUAAGACACUUCGCUCAACAUUUCAACAAAGUUGUCCAGACAGAUACCUGACAGCAGCUUCCUUGAGUAUCCAGAUGCCAGGGUCAACUUUGUACCUGUGAAUAGAGGUGCAUCUGAUGAUGCUAACGUAUAUAUGUAUUAGUAUGUGUUGUGUGUGUGGGGGGGGGGGGUGUAAAAUGCAUAUUACAUACGUAAGGAUCCAAACUCUCAUACAGAGACCCACAUAAGCUGGUGGUUGCUGAGCCUUUACAGCCUCUCUGAUUUGGAGGUUGAGAAUUAGAGAAACAAGGGAGGCUGUUGAUUGACUCUCAAAUGAUCAAAGAUGUAAAUUAAGUGCCAUUUAAAACUUUGUUCAUAUUUAUCAAAUGAUUACUAUCUGCAGCUGUGUUCUUUAUUAACUUAUUAUAAGCCAUGUUAAAAGAAAGCUCAAUCUCAUAAAUGCUUAGUAGCUAAUGCUAGGCUAGUGUUCAAAAGCACUCUAAAAGAUUUUUUGGAGAUGAAAAUAUUUGCAUGUAUAAUUCAUAAUUUUAGGCUACAUUUGAGUAUAUUGUAAAGUGCUGUGUGAUAUAUCAAUAAAGUAUUUAUAAAAUGGCACCUUAAUGUCUUUUAAAAAUCAUAAAUACUGCACUGUUUUAAACUUCAGUAUUAAAUAUUGACUGGUUUGUAAAACCCAAUUCCAUAAUUUAAAAAGUAAUCUGUGACUAGAAUAGAACUUUUUCCCUAUUAGUGAAACAGUUUUACCAUGUUCAGGCUUCUUUUUUUUUUAAAAUGUGCUUUUGCAUCACUGACUAUAUCUGUAAAAAAAUACAGUUCUGUUGAGUGGCCUCUGAAACUUGGCUUUCUUAUGUUUGGUUGGUUUAUGUGACAAUCCCUAUGAAAUGAGUGGAAGUAUGAUUUUUGAAUUAAAUGACUUUUCCAUUUGGUGGUA